This is a messenger RNA of Loxodonta africana (African savanna elephant), 6479 nucleotides long. It is a transcript of the gene ARHGEF3, whose product is annotated as Rho guanine nucleotide exchange factor 3. NCBI's taxonomy places the organism in Eukaryota, Metazoa, Chordata, Mammalia, Proboscidea, Elephantidae. Bases 2478 to 4244 code for a protein of 588 amino acids. The record is from RefSeq and is a predicted model, not a curated record. Gene Ontology annotation, biological process: positive regulation of Rho protein signal transduction; intracellular signal transduction. The transcript is spliced from 14 exons. Gene Ontology annotation, molecular function: guanyl-nucleotide exchange factor activity.
AUAAGCUUAUAUGUGACAGACUGACUUGAUUUGUAAAUGUUCACUUAAAGCUCGAUAAAAAUUAUUAAAAAAAAAAAAAUGGCUGCAGCAGUAUAUCGACAGGGAACUGCCAGAAAUUCAGGCUGGUUUCAGAAGAGGACGUGGAGCCAGGGAUAUCAUUGCUGAUGUCAGAUGGAUCCUGGCUGAAAGCAGAGAAUACCAGAAGGAUGUCAACCUGUGUUUUAUUGACUAUGCAAAGGCAUUCGACUGUGUGGAUCAUAACAAACUAUGGAUAACACUGCGAAGAAGGGGAAUUCCAGAACACUUAAUUGUGCUCAUGAGGAACCUUUACAUAGAUCAAGAGGCAGUUGUUCAGACAGAACAAGGGGAUGCUGAUUGGUUUAAAGUCAGGAGAGGUGUGUGUCAGGGUUGUAUUCUUUCACCAUACCUAUUUAAUCUGUAUGCUGAACAAAUAAAUAAUCCAAGAAGCUGGACUAUAUGAAGAAGAACAGGGCAUCGGGAUUGGAGGAAGAGUCAUUAACAACCUGUGUUAUGCAGAUGACACAACCUUGCUUGUUGAAAGUGAAGAGGACUUGAAACACUUACUAAUGAAGAUCAAAGACCACAGCCUUCAGUAUGGAUUACACCUCAACAUAAAGAAAACAAAAAUCCUCACAACUGGACCAAUGAGCAACAACAUGAUAAACGGAGAAAAGAUUGAAGUUGUCAAGAAUUUCAUUUUACUUGGAUCCACAAUCAACAGCCAUGGAAGCAGCAGUCAAGAUAUCAAAAGACUCAUUGUAUUGGGCAAAUCUGCUGUAAAGGACCUCUUCAAAGUGUUGAAGAGCAAAGAUGUCACCCUGAAGACUAAGGUGCGCCUGACCCAAGCCAUGGUAUUUUCAGUCGCAUCAUAUGUGUGUGAAAGCUGGACAAUGAAUAAGGAAGAUCGAAGAAGAGUUGACGCCUUUGAAUUGUGGUGUUGGCGAAGAAUAUUUAAUAUACCAUGGACUGCCAAAAGACAGAACAAAUCUGUCUUGGACGAAGUGUGGCCAGAAUGCUUCUUAGAGGCAAAGAUGGCGAGACUGCGUCUUACAUACCAUGGACAUGUUGUCAGGAGGGAUCAGUCCCUGGAGAAGGACAUCAUGCUUGGUGGAGUACAGGGUCAGCAAAAAAGAGGGAGGCCCUCAGCAAGGUGGACUGACACAGUGGCUGCAACAAUGAGCUCAAGCAUAACAACGAUUGUAAGGAUGACGCAGGACUGGGCAGUGUUUCGUUCUGUUGUGCAUAGGGUCGCUGUGAGUCGGAACCGACUUGACGGCACCUAACAACAACAACAACAGGAAGAAAGGCCUGGUGAUCUAGUUCAGAAAAUUAGCCAGUGAAAACCCUGUGGAUCACUAUGGUCCUAGCCUAUCGUACAUGAGGUUCCCAUGAAUUUGGAGCUGACUUGAUGGCACCUAACAACAACAACGACAACAAAAUCACAUAUUAAAAGGUCAGUUUAUACCCCUAAGUGCGUUUGUGCACUCCAGAUGUUAACACUCUGGCACAAGUCCUAGUUUUCAUUCUCAAGGAAGAAACAAAAAGCGAAACACCUACAUUUGCAUCACUAGAAAUGCCAUUGUACAAACUUAAGAACCUAGAAAAACUACAUUUUGAAACUUUAAUCCACUCACGCCUCAGCGUACUCGCAGCUGGCGUGAAGAGCUCCCAUUUUAAACAAAAACAGUGCUAGUGUGUGCCUGUCAGCUCGGAGUUAUUUAUCACUGUUGCUUCAAAAAAGCAAUUAAAAAAAAUUGAUUUGGGCUGUUUUCAGUUUGUUUCUGGGGGGAAAACGUUAUAUGCAAUAGAAAAUUUUUUGAGAUCCUCAAAAUUUCAGAUCCUUCUGGUUAGGAGGCUUCCUUUAUCCAGGCUGUUAAGACAGGAGGUUGGUAGGGAUCUCAUUUUCCUUCUUUAGUGAGGUGUGUGCGCCCGCGUGUGCAUGUCAAUAUGGAAAGUUAGGGGAAAAACACAGUGAGAUAACUCAACCUUAAAACAAGGAAGUGUGCUCCAGAGCUGAAGUCUCGCACUUCAGCUUUUGUCCUGUCUCAGAAGGUGAACUUAGCUGGCCUUCUGUGACCUCUCUAUGACGCAUCUCCACGGGUGACGGGGGAGUCGUUUCUCUCCAGUGAGGCAUUAAUUUUACAAAAGCCCGGUGCAGUCUUGCAAGCUCAAGUGGUUUUCUUAACAAAGCAGCCCCAUUUCAUGCAUUCUGGUCUGGGCAGGGCCUCACCAGUCCUUGGCCAUCGUAUUGUGAGUCAGAAAAUGUUUAAAUGAACCGCCUGAGUCUUCUGAGGAGAGAAUUGGCAAGUUAACUUUCAGAGGUGCAGUGAGUGAGUGGGAGAAUUGAUAGGAAUGUUAGCCGCUCAGCUGUGUUUUAACAGUACACGAUAAGGAAGAAAGCUAACGCGUUGUCUCUUAGAGUCAGAAAGAAGACCUGGGCCUGCCCUGCUGUGUCUAUGGACAGUUCCACGGUGAUGAACCAGUGUGGCUGCAGGGGGAUGGAAGAAAACAAGGAAAGGGGCCAAGAAUUGGACUCAGAGAGCUACGCAAGGGUGGGGUGGGAGGCCUCUGAACCCCAACAAUUGAAGUGCUCAUGGGACCACCUGAGACCUAAACGGCAGCGGCAGAACAACUUCCCCAUGUUUCCCUCUCCUAAAGCCUGGAAUUUCCGAGGGCGGAAACGGAAGCAGAGCGCCCAGGAUGAAGAUGCCAUUAGCCUGUGUAGUCUCGACAUAAGCGAGCCUAGUAAUAAACGGGUCAAACCCCUUUCCAGGGUCACGUCACUGGCAAACCUCAUUCCACCUGUGAAGGCCACACCGUUAAAGCGCUUCAGCCAAACCCUGCAGCGCUCCAUCAGCUUCCGCAGUGAGAGCCGGCCUGACAUCCUCGCCCCCCGACCCUGGUCCCGAAAUGCUGCCCCUUCGAGCACGAAGAGAAGAGACAGCAAGCUGUGGAGUGAGACCUUCGACGUGUGUGUCAAUCAAAUGCUCACAUCCAAGGAAAUCAAACGUCAGGAGGCCAUCUUUGAGCUUUCCCAAGGAGAAGAAGACUUGAUAGAGGACUUGAAAUUAGCAAAAAAGGCCUAUCAUGACCCCAUGCUGAAACUCUCCAUCAUGACGGAACAAGAGCUGAAUCAGAUUUUUGGAACACUGGACUCUCUAAUCCCCCUACACGAAGAUCUCCUUCGUCAGCUUCGAGAUAUUCGGAAGCCUGAUGGCUCAACGGAGCAUGUCGGUCCCAUCCUCGUUGGCUGGCUGCCUUGUCUCAGCUCCUACGACAGCUACUGCAGCAAUCAGGUAGCUGCCAAAGCUCUACUGGACCACAAAAAACAAGACCACAGAGUCCAAGACUUCCUGCAGCGAUGUUUAGAAUCCCCCUUUAGCCGCAAACUAGACCUCUGGAAUUUCCUUGAUAUUCCAAGAAGCCGCCUGGUGAAAUACCCUCUGCUUCUUCGAGAAAUCUUGAGGCACACACCAAAUGAUAACCCAGAUCAGCAGCACCUGGAAGAAGCAAUAAACAUCAUUCAGGGAAUCGUGGCAGAAAUCAACACCAAGACUGGGGAAUCUGAAUGCCGCUAUUACAAAGAACGGCUGCUUUACUUGGAGGACGGCCAGAAAGACUCUCUGAUCGACAGCUCAAGAGUGCUGUGUUGUCACGGCGAACUGAAGAACAACCGAGGCGUGAAACUGCAUGUUUUCCUGUUCCAAGAAGUGGUUGUGAUCACUCGAGCCAUCACCCACAACGAGCAGCUCUGCUAUCAAUUGUACCGGCAGCCAAUCCCAGUAAAGGACCUCCUGCUGGAAGACCUGCAGGACGGAGAAGUCAGGCUUGGCGGCUCCCUGCGCGGGGCCUUCAGCAACAACGAGAGAAUUAAAAACUUUUUCAGAGUAAGUUUCAAAAAUGGAUCCCAAAGUCAGACCCACUCGCUACAAGCCAACGACACCUUCAACAAACAGCAGUGGCUUAACUGUAUUCGUCAAGCCAAAGAAACAGUUCUGUGCGCCUCAGGGCAGGCUGGAGUGCUUGACUCCGAGGGACCGUUCCUAAAUCCUGCCACCGGGAGCAGGGAGCCACAGGGAGAAACAAGACUUGAGCAGAUGGACCAAUCAGACAGUGAGUCAGACUGUAGUAUGGACACGAGUGAGGUCAGCCUCGACUGUGAGCGCAUGGAACAAACAGACUCUUCCUGUGGGAACAGCAGGCACGUUGAAAGCAACGUCUGACAGGAGCAUGUGUACUUCGUGGAAGUCGCCCUGUGUCUUACCUGUACAGUAUUUGCAUUCCACACAUGGAACGGUUGGGAGAAGCACUUUUUAAUAUUUUGUGACCGUGUUGACCCAGUCUCUGAUACCUGUACCUUUGGCCCUAGUACUGUAACUGCCAGUCUGUCUGUGUAAGCUGGAACUGUGGCAACUCCUACCCUGUGUUGUGUUUCACAAGUGUCUGGGUGGAUGGAGAGGUACUUGAACAAGUUACUUUCAGUUGUCCUGCUGGAUUUUAAAAAACAGUUAAAGAAUCUCUAAACUACUGUUUUCUGUAGAGUCCUUCCGUGCCCCCCCAGUGCUCGCCCAGCUCUUUGACAUGGUAGCUGACGGCGUGGAAGUUAGAGGCCUUGCAAGCAGGGUAUGAGGAAGUCACUCGUGUCUCAUGAUGGCAUUUGAGGGAGAACCAGGGAAGUUCAAUGCCUCAGAAUGAGAUUGGUUCAAUGGCACUCAACCAGAAAGCGUCAUUGAACAACAUCCCUGGGGAUUUCGGAGGCUUCAUUUUGCAAGGAAAGAAGUUCUGUGUUGACUUGCUGUUGAUUCCAUCCAGUGCAAGCUUGAUGCAGUAAUCUGUUAGGGCAUGAAAUAGAGUCUGACUUUAAAAGGGCGAUUACAGAAGCAGCUGCCAGCUCUGAAUCUUUGACAGAAAUGCGCAUUGCACCAAGAGGCCUCUGUAGUAGUCAGUGGCUUGCCUGGAGAACCACUUCUAGCCUAAAAUAUCAAAAUAGAAACUCACAGGGCCUAGAAAUAACCUUCCAGGAUCACAAGAAGGCCCUGUCUUCAUUCGUGUUGUUUCGUCUCUCUUGGCCCACUCACCCUUUAAAGCGUGAAUGAAAAGGUGAGGAAAAAAGACAGUGACUGUGUCAGUGACUCUGUUUACAGAAACUUGGGAGAAGAAGAACUUGGAAUGGGAAGUGCUUCAUCAUGGCCUUAUGUAGGAAGCAUUAAAGGAGAAAAAGUAAGGUCCUGUGCUCUUCUGAGAAAGGCCAGAGCCUUGGGUUUUCCUGCUGUGGUUCUGGGUCAUCAAUUUGCCUUCUCUGACUCUGUGCUGUGGUCAGAAUCAUAAUUACAUUCUCCAGAGGCCAAUUCAAUUAGCACUCUAAUUUAAUUUGAUGCAGUGGUUAAAGCACUCGGUUGCUAACUGAAAGGUGAUUCGAACCCACCAGCUGCUACUCAGCAGGAGAAAGGUAUGGCAGUCUGCUUCCAUAAAGAUUACAGCCUUGGAAACCCUAUGGGGCAGUUCUCCUCUGUCCUCCAGGAUCACUAGGAGUUGGAAUUGACUUGACAGCAAUGAGUUUGCUUUUUAUGAUUAAUUAGGAUCAGUUAGCCAAACUAGAAACUUCUUAGUCCAGCCUUGACUUGCAGUACUGGGUGGGUUGCAGAUCUGGGGGAAAUAAAAGUUAACUAAAUACACGCAGAAAAGCUCCCUGUGAGUGUAAAUAUUAACAAUGACCUGUGCAGAACUAUACCUGAACCAGCACUAGUAGUAAUGAUUCUAAAUUAUUUACAAAAAGGUUUUUCUUUUCGAUCUUCUGUGUCUUUCAAGUUUACAGGAGAAAAAAAAAGCAGUCAAUACAAUGUUGUCAUUUUAUUAUGUACAUGUCAUGUGCACUCAAGCUGUGUGACAGGAUUAUCAAUAUACAACCAAGAUAGAUUGCUGUAUUAUUUUGGGGAGGAAAAAAAAAAAUUGUGGUCAAUUUGGCCUUGUAAAACAUAUUUCUGUAUUUAUAGAUUUUAAACAUGGUGAAUUUUUUUUCUAUUACAAGUUUAUUUAAAACUGCUUCGUUUCUCAAGUUGUUAUUGAUUUAGUGGGUGAGCAACCUUGCUGCAGAUAAAAGCUGAGAAAAGUCAUUUGAUGGCAGAGAAAAGAAUGAACCAUUCUUUGAAAGAGCCAUUGGCCCCUUUGGCCAGUGUGUUGAGAGAAGAGGUCUGUCAAGUAUUGCCUGUGGGAAGAAAGUAACUGAAUGUUUUGAUGAAAUGAAUGUUUUUGUAUAACGGCCUUAAACCUUUCUGGAAGCAUUUCAAAUAAAUUACAUUAAAAUGCCAUGUGUUUCUGUACAGUGUUGGCCCUAAGAACAUAAAAUUUCAGCUGCCAUCCUGGCAGGCUUCUUUCUGAAAUGUUUGAUUGUGGUCCCCAAAUACAAACUUUAAAAUAGGGUGUGGGUGAAAAUAAAUGAUUUGGUCUAUGACAACUUU